ACAUUUCUGUAUGUAAUCGCGGAGCAGUAAGUUGUGAAGUAAAGGUUAAUUUUACUUUUUUAUAAUUAUAAUAUUUUUUACAAUUAUUUAUGUGUUGACGAUUCUCUAAAAGUGCUAUUGUGUAAAUGAUUCUGUUGACGGACUAAGGAGUCAUCUGCAAUCCUGACAAUGAUCUGGAAGCAUGCAGUUGUGUUGAGUACGAUAUUAGCAGUAUCAUCGUCUACUAUACUGCCAUUUCCACCUGGAUUCAAAUUCGGGGCAGCCACUGCAGCAUACCAAGUCGAAGGAGGUUGGAAUCUUGAUGGAAAGUCCGAAAACAUAUGGGACCGCUUCGUACAUGAACACCCAGAGAGGAUCGAUGAUAGAAGCACUGGAGAUGUUGCCUGCGACUCCUACCACAAUUGGAGGAGAGACCUCGAGAUGGCUGAGGAACUGCGUCUAGAUUUUUAUAGGUUCUCCUUAUCCUGGUCCCGCAUACUCCCGUCUGGUUUCCCCAACCACAUCAACGAGGCUGCCAUAGAGUACUACAACAACGUGAUCGACGGAAUCCUCGAGAAAGGGAUCGAACCACUCGUCACAAUACACCACUUUGAUCUGCCGCAAUCUCUCCAGGACCUUGGUGGCUGGGCAAAUCCGCUAAUAGUGGACUGGUUUGAAGACUAUGCGAAGGUGGUGUUCGCUCACUUCGGAGACCGCGUCAAGUUAUGGCUGACUAUUAAUGAACCAGUAAUUUUAUGUGAAGCUUUCUUUAAUGCUGAGGUGUUUCCACCUGCAUUUAUCAGCCCAGACCUUGGAGUCUACUUGUGCAGUAAACACGUAAUGCUUGCCCAUGCUAAGGCCUGGCGAGUUUACGACAAACUUCUGAAACCUAAAUAUCACGGAAGAGUCUCGUUAACCACCCACAUUACUUGGUUUGAACCUCUAGCUCCAGAGUAUGAAGAACUCGCGGAGUUAACCAUGCUCAACUUUGGUGGAAGAUACUCCCAUGCAAUUUACUCUAAAAUAGGGGGAUGGCCUCCCGCUUUAGAAAAGGCUUUGGCAGAAGUCAGCUUGAAAAGAGGAUACUCCAGGCCUCAGCUCCCACCAUUCACACAAGAAGAAAUUGAACUUGUGAGAGGAACCUACGACUUCUUUGCUUUGAACCACUACACAAGUCGUCUGAUGCGCACUGCUAAAGAAGGAGAAAAGUUCACGGAGUGGCCACUUGGUGAUGUUGAAGAUCUUAAUGGUAUCAUCGUGAGGAAAGCUGAUUGGGCACAAGCUGCCACCUCUUGGUUCUAUGUAAAUCCUGAGGGUAUUCGCAAGGGGCUCGUCUGGUUAAAGCAGCAGUAUGGCGACUUAGAAUUCAUGAUCACAGAGAACGGCCUAGCAACGAAAGCAGGACUGGACGAUCAGGAUAGAGUGCAAUAUUAUAGAGAUUAUUUAGAACAAGUUCUACUGGCAAUAAACGAGGACGAUGUGAAUGUGACAGCAUACACUGCCUGGACUCUCAUGGAUAACUACGAGUGGAACAAUGGAUACACGGUAAAGUUCGGUCUAUACGAAGUGAACUUCACAGAUCCGGGGCGCAAGCGCACGCCGCGUGCGUCUGCGCAUUACUACGCCAACAUUAUAAGGACACACUCUCUUGAAAUACCAACAACGAGUAUUCAACUGUAAUGUAUGAGGAAGGCGACAAAACAUGAUCAUUAUUUAAGGAAUAUUAAUUACAUAACAUCACGCCUUUUAUCCCCAAAGGGGUAGGCAGAGGUGCACAUUACGGCACUUAAUGCCA
This is a messenger RNA of Spodoptera litura, 1774 nucleotides long. Its product is annotated as myrosinase 1-like. The record is from RefSeq and is a predicted model, not a curated record. Gene Ontology annotation, biological process: carbohydrate metabolic process. Gene Ontology annotation, molecular function: beta-glucosidase activity. Lineage: Eukaryota; Metazoa; Arthropoda; Insecta; Lepidoptera; Noctuidae.